AUGGGCGAGGAGAAGAAGCAGCUGUCGAUCUCCAUCGUGUGCAAGCGCCGGCCUCACAAGACCUCCUCCCUCUUUGCUGCCAUCGACGAUGCCCCCAGCUCCGCGCCAGCGCCAGCGCCCGCCCGGCACCUCGCCGCCUUCGUCGUCGACACCGCCACCUCCACCGCCGCCGCCGACCCCUCCUCCAGCACCCAUUACGGCCUCACCCGCCUCGACGCGGCCGAUGCUUCCGACCGUGGCACGGAUGAGUUCAGCGACAUGCCUGUGGAGGGAUUUGGCGCCGCAAUCCUUGCUGGCUACGGCCUGAUUGUAACAAAGGGGGAGGAUACCAAGGUCGCCCAUCGUGGCGCAAGACACAGGCUUGGCUACAAUCCCUCUGAGCCCGAUAAGGAUUGCAGGUGGUCUGGUGGAAAAAGGUCUAGAACAGAGGAGGCUUGCCAGGAGGAGGAUCGCGAUGCCCGGCGCAAGAGGCCUUGUGGUGGAAAAAGGUCUAGAACGGAAGCUUGGGAGGAGCUGAGAGACGGCCGGGGCAGCAGCAAGGUGCGGUGGCUACAGAGCCACAUCAGGGUCCGGGUUGCCAGCGAGGAGCUGGGCAAACGGCUGUACUUGACGAAGGGGAAGGUUGUCGACGUGGUGUCGCCGACGACGUGCGACGUCGUGAUGGAUGAUGGUUUGAGGCUCGUGCAGGGCGUGGGGCAGGAUAUGCUUGAGACGGUGCUGCCGCGGACGAAUGGCCUGGUGCUCGUGCUCUACGGGGAACACAGGGGCGUGCGUGGGCGCCUGGUCGUGAAGAACGCCGAGGAGGAGGUUGGUUUGGUGGAGGAUGUGGAAACGGAGGGUGUGAUACGUGUUGGAUAUGACCAGAUGGCAGAAUUCACCGGCGAUUUGGAGUAG
This is a messenger RNA of Miscanthus lutarioriparius, 894 nucleotides long. Lineage: Eukaryota; Viridiplantae; Streptophyta; Magnoliopsida; Poales; Poaceae. The record is from the annotation of a GenBank genome assembly.